Physeter macrocephalus (sperm whale) is the source of this 704-nucleotide messenger RNA. RefSeq names its product folliculogenesis specific bHLH transcription factor (gene FIGLA). Gene Ontology annotation, biological process: developmental process; regulation of transcription by RNA polymerase II. NCBI's taxonomy places the organism in Eukaryota, Metazoa, Chordata, Mammalia, Artiodactyla, Physeteridae. The transcript has 5 exons. The record is from RefSeq and is a predicted model, not a curated record. Bases 90 to 599 code for a protein of 169 amino acids. Gene Ontology annotation, molecular function: RNA polymerase II transcription regulatory region sequence-specific DNA binding; DNA-binding transcription factor activity, RNA polymerase II-specific; protein dimerization activity.
GUAGGUGGCCGGGCCGCCGCCGCCCCCGACCCCGCGUGGCCCCAGGUACCCGCGAGGGAAGGCCCGGCCUCCCGCCCCCGCGCGCCGCCAUGGACGCCGCGCCGGCGCUCCUGAGGGCCCCACCGGCCGAGGUGCUGGAGGACGUGCUGCGGGAGCAGUUCGGGCCGUUGCCCCAGUUGGCCGCCGUCUGCCGGCUCAAGCGGCUGCCGUCGGGCGGCUACUCGUCCACGGAGGACCUGCAGCUGGUGCUGGAGCGGCGGCGCGUGGCCAACGCCAAGGAGCGCGAGCGGAUAAAAAAUCUCAACCGUGGUUUUGCCAAACUGAAGGCGCUGGUGCCAUUUCUUCCCCAAAGCAGGAAGCCUAGCAAAGUUGAUAUCCUCAAAGGUGCAACUGAGUACAUACAAGUUCUCAGUGAUGUUUUGGAAGGAGCCAAAGACUCUGAGAAACAAGACCCAGAUCAUCAGAACUAUAGCAACAAUACUUCUGAACCACACAUGUCCUUGGCUAGAGAGCUAUCGAGAAAUAUACCACACGCCGGUUGUGCUGUGGGCUUGAAGAAUGAGGAGGAAGGGUCCUGGGCAGAUGGCGGCAAUGGAUAGAUCCCCAGAAGUAGAACUGAGUCACAGGUUUCCUCAAGUAUGAAAAGUGAGAAGGCUGGCUCAGGGCUAUCUUCUACAGACAAAUAAAUGCAGUCUUGAAAGUUU